Molecule: messenger RNA, 1497 nt
Organism: Penicillium coprophilum
Lineage: Eukaryota; Fungi; Ascomycota; Eurotiomycetes; Eurotiales; Aspergillaceae
Product: acyl-CoA desaturase
Exons: 1
Coding region: 1-1497 (498 amino acids)
Biological process (GO): lipid metabolic process
Cellular component (GO): membrane
Molecular function (GO): oxidoreductase activity, acting on paired donors, with oxidation of a pair of donors resulting in the reduction of molecular oxygen to two molecules of water
Source: RefSeq, a predicted model, not a curated record
AUGGUCGGGCGGGACGGGACAGAUGAAAUCACAGCACUGCACUCUGAGGAAGCACAAGUAUACAUGCAGAAGUAUGUGAUAGGAAAAGUGCAGGGAAGGUGGAGUAAUUUCUUACCCCCCAUACAGGGAGGAUCAUUCAGAACGCUGGUAUCGAAUGAUGAUGACGAGACUGAAGCUUUCAGCUCAUCUGGACGCUCGACACCACCAUCACUCGUCUUUGAUACUGAAGAGACAAGGGACGAUGUCCGUCUGAGGCGCGUAUGCAAUGAUACGCCUAUUUCGGAAAUUUCAUCAUCAGGACCGGAACCGGAGCGAUUCGAAUCUUCGGAAGCAUCAACAGCUCACGCGAUAUCAUCAGACCUUUCAAGAUACCCUCGUCUUGAUCAGAUGUCACAAGACGAGGUCAUUUCACAAUACCGUCAACUCGAUAAGAAAUUGCAAUCCGAGGGACUCUAUAAGUGCCCCUAUAGCUCCUACGCUGUUGAAUUUAUCCGAUACUCCGCCCUUUUUACCCUCUUUUUGAUAUGCCUUCACUACUCCUAUUACACUCUUUCGAGCAUUUUCCUCGGUCUGCUCUGGCAUCUGCUUUCAUUCCUCGUCCACGACGCCGGUCAUUUAAGCAUAACCCAUGGGUUCCACACGGACAGCUGCAUUGGAAUCUUUGUUGCAGAUUUUAUUGGAGGUCUUUCAGUCGGUUGGUGGAAACGGAACCACAACGUACAUCAUAUAAAAACCAACUCGCCCGAGCACGAUCCAGAUAUCCAGCAUAUGCCAUUCUUUGCCAUCUCUUCUCGAUUCUUUGCUUCCCUACGCUCGACCUACUACGACCGCGAUAUGCCUUUUGACGCCGCAUCGCAGUGGUUUAUCAAGCACCAGCAUUACCUCUACUAUCCCAUACUUUUGAUGGGUCGUUUCAACCUAUAUCGAUUAGCAUGGACAUACCUCCUAGAUCCGAAGCAAGCGCCUCGCAAAGGUUCGGCAUGGUGGCAUCGCUACCUUGAAAUGACCGGUCAGGUGUUUUUCUGGUACUGGUAUGGCUACCGAACACUAUACCUUUCUAUCCCGACAUGGUCGUCCCGUAUCGUUUUCCUUUUCGUCUCGCAUAUGGUCACUGCCCCGCUGCAUGUCCAACUCACGCUAAGCCACUUUGCCAUGUCGACUGUCGACGGGGGUCUCCACGAGUCCUUUGCUCAGAAGAUGGUGCGGACGACUAUGGACGUCGAUUGCCCGCCUUGGUUAGACUUCAUGCAUGGUGGUCUCAAUUUCCAGGUCGUGCAUCAUUUGUUCCCUCGUCUCCCUAGACAUAACCUGCGCCGGGCGCAGAAGUAUGUCAAAGAGUUCUGUGACGAGGUUGAGAUUCCUUACGUGAUAUUUACUUUCACGCGCGGGAACAAGGAAGUUAUUAGCAGACUAGGUGAGGUCGCUGAGCAAUUGAGGGUGAUGGAGGAAUGCAGAAGAGUUGCUGCGAAGGAUUUGAUUGAAGGUCACAGUCACUGA